Molecule: messenger RNA, 1169 nt
Organism: Corythoichthys intestinalis (scribbled pipefish)
Lineage: Eukaryota; Metazoa; Chordata; Actinopteri; Syngnathiformes; Syngnathidae
Gene: snx12
Product: sorting nexin 12
Exons: 5
Coding region: 188-676 (162 amino acids)
Biological process (GO): late endosome to Golgi transport; endocytic recycling
Cellular component (GO): early endosome membrane; retromer complex
Molecular function (GO): phosphatidylinositol-3-phosphate binding
Source: RefSeq, a predicted model, not a curated record
AGGGGUGGGGCGCAGGGCGGCUGGCCCGGGCUAGAGGAAAGGCUCAAGUCGGCUAGUUCCUUAGCUGAACCCGUCAGCCACCGCAAUUAAUUAAUGUAUUCGCGUCAUAUUUACAAACUUUCGGUGCAUCCACUUUUCAGUCUGACGCGUUUUUGAGCGUGAGAAAAAACGAUUGCAGCCUGACAAAAUGUCAGAGCCUUCGGUUGCUGACACUCGCCGGCUGAAUUCCAAGCCUCAGGACCUGUCGGACGCAUACGGUCCACCCAGCAAUUUUCUGGAGAUAGACGUUUUUGAUCCACAAAUCGUUGGAGUCGGCCGACACCGGUACACAACCUAUGCAGUUCGGAUGCGGACCAACCUUCCCAUUUUCAAAUUGAAAGACUCCUGCGUGACGAGACGAUACAGUGACUUCGAGUGGUUAAAGAAUGAGCUUGAGCGAGACAGCAAGAUUGUAGUACCUCCUCUCCCGGGUAAAGCCCUGAAGAGACAGUUGCCAUUCCGAAGCGACGAAGGGCUUUUUGAGGAGUCGUUCAUCGAGGAGCGGCGGUCUGCUUUGGAGCAGUUUAUCAACAGAAUUGCAGGUCACCCUUUGGCCCAGAACGAGCGCUGUCUGCACAUGUUCCUCCAAGAGGCUGAGAUUGACCGGAACUACAUUCCCGGAAAAGUACGACACUAAGCAUACCGAGGGCUGGGGCGGCGGGCGAUGGGGCUUUAAAUGUAGAAUGGACUUCUUCUGUCUCAUUAUCAAGUCAAAACGCACUCAGUUUUGGAGCAUGUCUUUCCACUGUGCAUCUAUAUGACUCGUAUCUUGCGUGCGCUUUUGUUUUAUGACUACAAACUGAAAGUAGUUUGUCAUUGUACAGUGAAAUUCAGGCUUUUAUUACAAAUUACUACAUGCAUUCUUUUCCCUCGUGGCUGUCAUAAACAUGAUUGUAAUAUACUGUGAAUAAAAUAGAUUCAUGUUGAAUUGUCUCAUGCGAUUUCUGAUCCUGUUCUCUUUGUUUUUUGUUUUUUUUUUUAGGUUUGAGUGAAAUGCCUGCACCUGCCCCAUUUCUUUCGACACCUUAUCAGUUCCAACCUAGAGGCGGAAACAACACAAUUAUUGCUCCAAUGUAUACAUCCUUUGUUCUCUGUCUAUCAUUCCUAUUAUGUGCAUUAUUAAAUUGUAA